CCACAAUGGCUGCCCUGAGUCUGCAAGACCUGGGAAGGACAGUUGGUAACCAGGGGUCUUGGAGGUCUCUCAUUCCUAGGGUCGCAAGAUGUCAACGUCAACUGGGAGACAGUUAACAAAAAUAAAUCGUACUUUGGAUAUAUCAGGAGACACCAGGUCUCACUAGAAAAGGGGACAAUGCUUGGCAAAGGGGAAUGCCAUAGGAAAAGAGGAGGACUGCAUUGCAAGUGGAUAGACUCCUCCAAGAAAGCCACAGCUAUGACUUUGCAAGACUUAGGGAAUUCUGGUGAUGAUAGACUUAAUGGUCUCUCAUUCAUAGGGUUUCCAUUCAGAUUGACAGCAGUUAGCAAUGGCCAAACAAUGCCCCAGUGCCCUUGUCCCAUAGACCUGUGUUGCUCUGAAGCACCCUAAGACCUUUUUGCCUUUUGCCUUUCUAUUUCUUACCUUCCUUUCCUUUUCAUGACACCGUUGUAUUUAAUGGGACUUGAGCAUCCAUAGAUUUUGGUACAGGGGAGGUCUAGGAACCAAACCCCAGUGUAGAUAAAUUGAGAACAAGCUUGCCUGAAAGCAAAAGUACUUUGAAAUUCCAAUCUUGGGCAUAGUUGUGUUGAUUUUUCUGUAAAAUACCCAGAGCUUUUAUCAGUUCUCGGUUUAUUCUUUGUGUAACGCUGGUCUCACGGCCAGCCUCCGGACAUGACCCAGAGUUAAUAUUUAACUCGACUAGGGGCUGAUAACAUACUAAAUCUGGAGCCUGACACGGUAUUAUUUUGGAGAGGGAUUUAUUUUGCAGUCGCCUGCCUUUGAUUCCUUCAUAUCCAAGAGACGGCUCCAUGCUGAGCCCGACCAAGAGGAAACGCAGCAUAUCCUUUGCCUGGUUGAACGUCAGGUUGCUUUCCACCACCGUCUCCGUCUCAGAAGCACUGCUGGGGUUGAAAAUCAAAAAAGAGGUGAAGGCACUGAGUGGAGGAGAUGCCUAGAAUCCCAAAGGCACCAGAUCUCUUCUGACUUUGGGACCGAAACAGGGUCUGGCAGUGAAAGCAACAAGCUCAGCCAAUCUGCCUGGGAAGAAAGGCACAUGAAGGAUGAUGGGGAAGUAGUUAAGAUUUGCUCCAGCAGCCAUUUUAAGCAAAGUGCUCAGAAAAUGGUCCUUCUUGUGUUGCAGAGAUUCUGAGUGCCUCAAGCUUGCAACUUUCAAUGGAAGCCUGGACAAAAAAUUCAGAGACCUCCCCUGGUUGUUGAUGUUCCACCAUGGCCAGUUCCUCUCAUGGCUUGGAGUCGGACUUUGCUAAUAUAUCUCCAGACCCAGAGGCACCAUACCUAAAGCCCAUUCGGCGUUUCAUACCCCCAUCUUGGAAAACAUUCUUCCAGAGAUGGAAGCAGCAGCCCUGGAGGGAGAAUUCUUUUUUAACCUUCUCCCCAGAAGUCAUCUCACACUCCCCGCCAGCAUCUCCAUCUUUGGAGUGCCAUCAGAGGACCAUCUUUGGCCGAGAGGAGAGUUUGGGCAUCAGUGAUAAGGACGAGGAAGAUGUCAAGGAACCCCUCCCACCCUCGGUCACCCCUCCAAAGUCUGGCAAGACAGGCCUGUCCCCUACAAGCCAAGGGGGUUUAUCGACUGCUCCGCCGAGCUAUGAGGAAAAACUGGAGGCCUACGACCGGAAGUAUUCCUACAUGAAGUCAUGGCCAGGCCUCCUGAGGCUCAUGGGUGGACUGGAGCUCAUACUGGGUGGAAUGGUCUUUGCCUGUACGGCGGCUUACAUCCAGAAGGACUACCAGUGGUCUGCCGUCUACAGAGACUCUUUUAUGCCUUACAACGGGCUCACGGGGUACGGGUACAAUUACUAUGGCCCUAUGACCCCCUUCGUCCUGGUGGUGGCCAGCUUGGCAUGGCUCGUGACUGUCAUCUUGCUGGGCCUUGGUGUGACCAUGUACUACAGGACCAUCCUCCUCCACUCCCACUGGUGGCCUUUGGCUGAAUUUGGUCUCAACCUCCUCAUGUUCUUGCUUUACAUGGCUGCCUCCAUCGCCUACGUCAACGAUGUCAGUCGGGGUGGACUGUGCUACUCCUUCUAUGCCUACAACCCUCUCAUUGCGGCGUUGUGCCGGGUUGAGGGGGGACAGAUAGCCGCCAUCGCCUUCCUCUUCCUUACCACUUUGCUCUACCUGGCUGGGUCUCUUGUCUGUCUCAAGAUGUGGAAGCAUGAAGCUGCAAGGAGGACUGAGAUGGUUGUGGCAAGACCCUACAAUGAGGAGCUAUUGCAAAAGCCAAUCCUCGUGCAAGUUGCACCUGAGACACAUCUCUCCGAAUCCUGCCAUGACUCUCCUCCAGCAGGGAAAGUAACUCGGCGUGUCGAAUUUUCCGAAAAGGUGGAGGCCCCGGAGACACUGAGCUGUGCCAUCCCAACGGGUCACACCCCCAAACCCCACAUUGUCCCCGAUUAUCUUCUGAAAUAUCCCAGCAUCAAGACUGCGGAGGAACGGGAGAAGUACAAAGCCGUCUUCAAUGACCAAUACGCUGAGUACAAGGAGCUUCACGGUGAAGUCCAAACUGCGCUACGGAAAUUCAAAGAACUGCAAGCCAUGAUGUCCAAGCUUCCUCACCGCUCACUGGACUUGGAGGAUCAAGGCAGGGUCUCAGCUGUCUGGAGAGAAUACAAGAGCAAGAAGAAGGAUCCGGCUUUCCUGGAGAAACAGGAGCGCUGUGCCUACCUCGCAAGGAAGCUGGCUCACCUCAAGGCCCAGAUUCAAGCCUACGACCGAGAGACCAGUGAGGAGGGGUCCAUCUACUUCUGAUUUAAGCCCUUAACACAGAUCCAGCAUGUGACGGGUGCAUUAGACAUAGAAAAGGAUGUGGCUUCAAACAAAAAACUGGUUGGCAUUCCACCAACAUCACCGCCAUUGGAUGUAAGGAAUGGCACAGGUCUCCCAGGAAAGGCCACCUCUCCCCGCAUUUAAAAUACUGCUUGUUUCAGUUAAAGUUUUUCUUAUAAAUUGUAUAUUUAAACAUU
Sceloporus undulatus (fence lizard) is the source of this 3005-nucleotide messenger RNA. RefSeq names its product MARVEL domain-containing protein 2-like. Gene Ontology annotation, cellular component: bicellular tight junction; apical plasma membrane; cytoplasmic vesicle. Lineage: Eukaryota; Metazoa; Chordata; Lepidosauria; Squamata; Phrynosomatidae. Gene Ontology annotation, biological process: bicellular tight junction assembly. The transcript is spliced from 6 exons. Bases 1249 to 2790 code for a protein of 513 amino acids. The record is from RefSeq and is a predicted model, not a curated record.